Acipenser ruthenus (sterlet) is the source of this 936-nucleotide messenger RNA. Its product is annotated as actin-fragmin kinase-like. The record is from RefSeq and is a predicted model, not a curated record. NCBI's taxonomy places the organism in Eukaryota, Metazoa, Chordata, Actinopteri, Acipenseriformes, Acipenseridae. Gene Ontology annotation, molecular function: protein binding. The coding region runs from base 1 to 573 and encodes 190 amino acids. The transcript is spliced from 4 exons.
AUGGGUGUCUGGUGUGGGAGGGAGACUGCAAUUCUAAUUGGUGGAGAGGGUAGAGAGCAGAAGCACUGCAAAGACUCCCUGUGGAAACUUGAAAUCGAUAAUGAUUUUUGGUUCCCAAUGGACUCUUCUGUCUCUGGCCCCACUCCGCCCUGUUCUCGGGGUCACUCAGCCACGUACGACCCCGAAUCGAAGCGCAUUUAUGUUUAUGGUGGGGUGAAGGAUGGCAAGCGUUACAGUGACAUAUACAUGCUGAACACUUUAACAUGGAAAUGGUCUCUCAUACCUGCAAAAGGUAAAAUCCCUACACUGGCUUAUCACAGUGCAACAAUCUAUAAAAGGGAGCUGUUUGUCUUUGGAGGCAUCUUCCCAAAUCUUUCGCCUGAAGGGAAAGCUCCCAGUAACGCACUCUAUAUAUUUAACCCGGAGUAUGAAAUCUGGUACCAGCCUAUUGUGGAAGGAGAGAAGCCACUGCCCAGAUUCAAUUGUAAUGUAACUAAAUGUUUGUUUGAAAUUAAAAUGUCACUGGGUGAUUUUGUAUUAUUUAUGUUGAAAAACCUUGUGCAUUGGGUUUAAAUAAUUACGAUGGGUGAGAUCACAAAGAGAAAAAGAAUGUACAGAACUGUAAUUGCACAAUAGCUGUAUCGACAGAAGAAUGGCAGAAGGGUUUAAUGUUUGAGUAUUUUAGUCAUAUCUGUAUUAAACUAUUUUUUUUUUCUAACCAUCCAUUGGUAAUGUAUGAAGAUUUUGAAGCUAGUGCUUUACCUAGAAACUGUAAUCUGCAUUUUUGUGUAGUAUUGAUCUCGACAUGUUUUCACCUUGAGAAAUCUUGUGGAGCUCCACCCAGUCACACCACUGACAGUGGUGAAAGUUUAUCAGUGGACUGUACUAACUUGACACUUUUUGUUGUAUAAAAAUAACAUUCAUUUUUAAAAUAUA